Messenger RNA from Lodderomyces jiufengensis, 657 nucleotides. RefSeq names its product Erp5p (gene ERP5). The record is from RefSeq and is a predicted model, not a curated record. Bases 1 to 657 code for a protein of 218 amino acids. NCBI's taxonomy places the organism in Eukaryota, Fungi, Ascomycota, Pichiomycetes, Serinales, Debaryomycetaceae. Gene Ontology annotation, biological process: Golgi organization; endoplasmic reticulum to Golgi vesicle-mediated transport; intracellular protein transport. The transcript has 2 exons. Gene Ontology annotation, cellular component: endoplasmic reticulum-Golgi intermediate compartment; endoplasmic reticulum; Golgi apparatus.
AUGUUGAAUCAUAUAAGUCAAAUAAUUUUUGCCGUUUUUAUAGCAUCAAUUCAAUUAACAAAUGCAUUACAUUUUUAUGUCAAGACAGGAGAAACUAAAUGCUUUUUUGAAGAAUUACAAGAUGAAACUUUAGUUGUUGGUAAAAUUGAUGCUUAUGAAAAAAAUGAUUAUUCAAAUGAAUAUUUUAAAAAUAAUAAAUUGAGAGUACAAAUUACAAUUGAUGAAACUUUUGAUAGUAAUCAUAGAGUCUUUGAUCAAAAAUCAUCACCAGAUGGAGAGUUUACAUUUACAUCAAUGGAUUUAGGAGAACAUAAAUUUUGUUUAACUCCAAUAUACACAGACAACACUCACAAUAAAAUCCAUAGAAUCUUUUUUGAUGUAGCUCAAGGUUCAACUCAUGAUUAUGUUGACUCAAAAUCAACCAAACUGAUUGAUGAUUUAACCAAAAGAGUUAAUUCAUUAUAUGAACAAUUAGAUAAAAUUCAUUGGGAACAAGAAUAUAUGAGACAAAGAGAAGCUGUUUUCAGAGACCAAAGUGAAAGUACUAACUCAAGAGUUGUUAAAUGGUCAAUUGUUCAAUUGUUUGUUUUAGUUGGUACUUGUGUUUAUCAAUUACGUCAUUUAAAAUCAUUUUUUGUUAAACAAAAAAUUGUAUAA